This is a messenger RNA of Vidua chalybeata, 1788 nucleotides long. RefSeq names its product ammonium transporter Rh type A-like. NCBI's taxonomy places the organism in Eukaryota, Metazoa, Chordata, Aves, Passeriformes, Viduidae. Gene Ontology annotation, cellular component: plasma membrane. The coding region runs from base 1 to 1788 and encodes 595 amino acids. The record is from RefSeq and is a predicted model, not a curated record. The transcript is spliced from 3 exons. Gene Ontology annotation, biological process: ammonium transmembrane transport; ammonium homeostasis. Gene Ontology annotation, molecular function: ammonium channel activity.
AUGGGCAGCUGCCCGUCCCGACCUGCGCCCAUUGUCCUGCCCUUCCUCCCCGCGCCCCUCGCCCCCCGCCGCCGCCCCGGGGCCGGGGGGAAAACAGGAAGCGCUCCCCAGCACGCUGCUGCGGAAAUGAGACAAGCGGGCUGGAGCGGCGGCGAGGACGGCGGGAGGAAGCGGACGGGAUAUUUGGAACUGACGGUGAAUUCUUGGGCUUAUCUCUGCGCCGCAGAGGCCCAGGAGUCCUUACAAAACAGCGCCCAGCUGGAGCGAGGCCCGCGGCUGGGGACGCGUCCUGGUCCCCAGCGCCACCCCUGGUGCCCGGCUCGGCGGCGGGAUGCUGGUGGCAGGGAGGGGACACGUGUCCAGUGUGGUGGGUGGCACCUGCGUCACAUCAGUGAUCACAGAAGGGACCUGACGCCCCGCUGCAGUGUGGGCAUGGGCGGCCCCCCGGUGCCCAGGAUGGCUGUGCCACCCUCCACCUACCCCCGCCGCCUCCUGCCCCUCUUCCUGGGGCUUUUCCAGAGCGCCCUGCUCCUCUUCUUUGCCCUCUUCGUCACCUACGAUGAGCCCUCGGCGCAAGCAGAGGAUACCAACUUGGUGGCCAACCAGGUCUACAGCACCUUUCCUUUCUUCCAGGACAUCCAGGUGAUGCUGGUGGUGGGGCUGGGACUCCUGCUGACCUUCCUGCCCCGCUACGGGUUCAGCGCCCUCACCCACAACUUCCUCCUGCUCAGCUUCUCCAUGCAGUGGGCGCUGGUGCUGCAGGGCCUGCUCCACCACUUCCACCAUGGCCAGAUCCACCUGGACCUCCACAAACUCCUCAUCUCUGAGUUCGCUGCUGUGACAGUGCUCAUCUCCGUGGGGGCCAUCCUGGGGAGGGCCAGCCCCUGCCAGCUGCUCAUCGUGGCCACCUGUGAGAUCCCCACCUACCUCGCCAGCGAGUGGGUCAUUGUCACCUGUCUGGGCGUUCUGGAUGUGGGUGGCACCAUCACGAUCCACGUCUUCUCCUGCUAUUUUGGCCUUGGCGUGUCCAAGGCUCUGUUCAGGGCAACGCAGCAGCCACUGCACCCCAAGGAGACCCCAACAACCAGCUCUGACCUCAUGUCCCUGGUGGGGACACUCAUCCUCUGGGUUUUCUGGCCCAGCUUUGUGGCUGUCCUCUGCCAACCGGGCGAUGCCCAGCACCGCGCCAUCCUAAACACCCUCCUGGCCAUGAGUGCCAGUGCCAUAACCACCGUGGUGGCCUCCAGCCUGCUGGAGAGGGACGGCAAGCUCAGCCCCGGCCACCUGCAGAACGGCAGCCUGGCCGGCGGGGUGGCCAUUGGCGUGGUGGCUGACAUGGCCAUGCCACCAGUGGCCGCUCUUGCCCUGGGCAGCCUCUCGGCCGUGGUGUGUGUCCUCGGCUUCAGGUUCCUCACCCCGCUCCUGGGGAGGAAACUCACGCUCCACGACCAGUGCGGCAUCCACAACCUCCACGGCUUGCCCGGCAUCCUCGGCGCCGCAGCCAGCGUCGUGGCCGUCCUGGUGGCGUCCAAGGACACGUCCGGGUCCCAACCCUCUCAGCUGUCUCCCGCGCUGUGCCAGGCAGCGGGGCUGGCGGUGGCCAUCGGUGCCUCGCUGCUCGCCGGGCUGCUCACCGGUGCCGCCCUCCGGCUGCCCUGCCUGGCCCGGCCGCCCGAGCGGCUCUGCUUCGAUGACUCGCUGUAUUUUAAGAUCCAGGAUCAGGCUGAGAGCCCGGGGCCAGACAGCAGCGCUGAGGAAGGAGCCCUGGCUCUGAAGGAGCAGGUUUAG